Messenger RNA from Staurois parvus, 391 nucleotides. The record is from the annotation of a GenBank genome assembly. NCBI's taxonomy places the organism in Eukaryota, Metazoa, Chordata, Amphibia, Anura, Ranidae.
GUCACCAGGCAUCAGGUCAUUUGGCUCGACAGCGGGCACCGCGUCAUCUGGCAAGGCAGUGGGCUCCGAGUCAACAGGCACGACAGUGAGCACCGGGCAUCAGGUACCGGAUUGUCUGGCUCGACAGCGGGCAUCGGGUCACCAGGUAUGACAGCGGGCACUGGGUCACCAGGCAUCAGGUCAUUUGGCUUGCCAGCGGGCACCGCGUCAUCUGGCAAGGCAGUGGGCACCGGGUCACCAGGUACCGGAUCAUCUGGAUCAACAGCGGGCAUCGAGUCAACUGGCCUAAUAGGAUCGUCGGGCUGGAUCAGUUCAUCCUGCUGAGUAGCGGCAUCAGGCUGAAUGCAGGCAUCAGGCCGAGUAGAGGCAUCAGGCCGAGUAGAGGCUUCAG